Messenger RNA from Haliaeetus leucocephalus (bald eagle), 3518 nucleotides. RefSeq names its product solute carrier family 4 (sodium bicarbonate cotransporter), member 4 (gene SLC4A4). The transcript has 25 exons. Bases 23 to 3259 code for a protein of 1078 amino acids. The record is from RefSeq and is a predicted model, not a curated record. Lineage: Eukaryota; Metazoa; Chordata; Aves; Accipitriformes; Accipitridae. Gene Ontology annotation, cellular component: plasma membrane; basolateral plasma membrane. Gene Ontology annotation, biological process: transmembrane transport; regulation of intracellular pH; bicarbonate transport. Gene Ontology annotation, molecular function: solute:inorganic anion antiporter activity; sodium:bicarbonate symporter activity; monoatomic anion transmembrane transporter activity.
UUUUCUUUUCUAUUACUAUAGGAUGGAGGACGAGGCAGUACUGGAUAGAGGGGCUUCCUUCCUUAAACAUGUAUGUGAUGAAGAAGAAGUGGAAGGUCAUCACACUAUUUACAUUGGGGUCCACGUGCCGAAGAGCUAUAGGAGAAGGAGGCGUCACAGAAGAAGACCUGGGCACAAAGAAAAGAAGGAAAAGGAGAAAAUCUCUGAGAACUACUCCGACAAAUCAGACGUAGAAAAUGCUGAUGAGACAAGCAGCAGCAUCCUUAAACCGCUCAUCUCCCCCGCUGCCGAACGCAUCCGCUUCAUCCUCGGAGAGGAAGAUGACAGCCCGGCACCCCCGCAGCUCUUCACAGAGCUGGAUGAGCUUCUGGCCGUCGAUGGACAAGAGAUGGAAUGGAAGGAGACUGCAAGGUGGAUCAAGUUUGAGGAGAAGGUAGAACAAGGUGGGGAGCGAUGGAGCAAACCUCACGUGGCCACCUUGUCCCUGCACAGCUUGUUUGAGUUAAGGACGUGUAUCGAGAAAGGCUCGAUAAUGCUGGAUAUGGAGGCCUCUUCUCUGCCGCAGGUGGUGGAAAUGAUUGUUGACAAUCAGAUCGAGACGGGGCUUCUGAAAUCGGAACUGAAGGACAAAGUCACCUACACGCUGCUCAGGAAGCACCGGCACCAGACCAAGAAAUCCAACCUGCGCUCUCUGGCUGACAUUGGAAAGACCGUCUCCAGUGCAAGUAGGAUGUUUACCAACCCCGAUAAUGGCAGCCCAGCCAUGACUCACAGAAACCUGACUUCCACCAGUCUGAAUGACAUCUCCGACAAGCCUGAGAAAGAUCAGCUGAAGAAUAAAUUCAUGAAGAAAUUGCCCCGUGAUGCUGAGGCUUCCAACGUGCUGGUGGGAGAGGUAGAUUUCCUGGAGAGCCCUUUCAUUGCCUUCGUCCGGCUGCAGCAGGCAGUCAUGCUGGGUGCUCUGACUGAAGUCCCCGUACCUACCCGAUUUCUCUUCAUUCUACUGGGACCCAAGGGCAAAGCGAAGUCCUAUCAUGAGAUCGGCCGAGCCAUCGCCACUCUGAUGUCAGAUGAGGUAUUCCAUGACAUUGCCUAUAAAGCCAAGGACCGGCAGGACCUGAUCGCUGGCAUUGAUGAGUUUCUGGAUGAAGUCAUUGUGCUCCCCCCUGGGGAAUGGGAUCCAGCCAUUAGGAUAGAGCCCCCCAAGUCUCUUCCUUCUUCAGAUAAAAGGAAAAACAUGUACUCGGGUGGAGAAAACGUACAGAUGAAUGGAGACACACCUCACGAUGGAGGACACGGCGGCGGAGGCCACGGGGACUGUGAAGAACUGCAACGAACCGGCAGAUUCUGCGGUGGCUUAAUCAAAGACAUAAAGAGGAAAGCACCAUUCUUCGCCAGCGACUUCUACGACGCUUUAAAUAUUCAAGCCCUUUCAGCCAUUCUUUUCAUCUACCUGGCCACAGUGACCAACGCCAUCACUUUUGGAGGAUUGCUUGGUGAUGCUACAGAAAACAUGCAGGGCGUGUUGGAGAGCUUUCUGGGCACAGCAGUCACCGGCGCGAUAUUUUGCCUUUUUGCUGGUCAGCCACUCACAAUUUUGAGCAGCACAGGACCUGUCCUUGUCUUUGAACGGCUUCUCUUCAAUUUCAGCAAAGACAACGAUUUUGACUACCUGGAGUUUCGUCUCUGGAUCGGCCUUUGGUCAGCCUUCCAGUGUCUCAUUCUCGUCGCUACCGAUGCCAGCUUCCUAGUCAAGUACUUCACCCGCUUCACCGAGGAAGGUUUUUCCUCCCUUAUUAGCUUCAUCUUCAUUUACGAUGCUUUCAAGAAGAUGAUCAAGCUGGCAGACCAUUACCCGAUCAACUCCGAGUUCAAGGUGGACUAUAUCACACAUUACUCUUGUGCCUGUGAACCAUUAGAUCCAGUUAAUAGCUCGUUAUUUAACAGGACAGCGGUGCCGUCAGCUGAUGAGUUGUUCUAUUCCUCUACUGAGAUGUACAACACCACCGUUGACUGGUCAUCUCUGACAACGAAGGAGUGCUUGAAAUACGGAGGACAACUUGUGGGCAACAACUGCGAAUAUGUCCCUGACAUCACCCUCAUGUCUUUCAUCCUCUUUUUUGGCACUUACACCUGCUCCAUGGCCCUGAAGAAAUUCAAGACCAGUCGCUAUUUUCCAACCACUGCCCGGAAGCUCAUCAGUGACUUUGCCAUUAUCUUGUCCAUUUUGAUUUUCUGCGGAAUAGAUGCCCUGGUAGGCGUGGACACACCAAAACUACUUGUGCCAAGUGAAUUCAAGCCAACCAGUCCCGAGAGGGGUUGGUUUAUCCCACCUUUCGGAGGGAACCCGUGGUGGGUGUACCUGGCAGCAGCCAUCCCUGCGCUUCUGGUGACUAUCCUCAUCUUCAUGGACCAGCAAAUCACAGCCGUCAUCGUCAAUAGGAAGGAGCACAAGCUCAAGAAAGGUGCUGGAUAUCAUCUGGAUUUGUUCUGGGUGGCCAUUCUGAUGAUCGUAUGCUCCUUUAUGGGUCUGCCCUGGUAUGUUGCUGCUACCGUGAUCUCCAUUGCUCAUAUUGACAGCUUGAAGAUGGAGACAGAAACUUCAGCCCCUGGAGAACAGCCCAAGUUUUUGGGAGUGAGGGAGCAGAGAGUCACUGGAGUCAUCGUUUUCAUUCUGACCGGCGUGUCUGUCUUUAUGGCUCCCAUCCUGAAGUUCAUUCCCAUGCCCGUGCUCUACGGCGUCUUCCUCUACAUGGGCGUCGCGUCCCUCAACGGCGUGCAGUUCAUGGAUCGUCUGAAGCUGCUCUUGAUGCCUCUAAAACACCAGCCUGACUUUAUCUACCUGCGCCACGUCCCGCUGCGCCGGGUCCAUCUCUUCACCUUCCUGCAGGUGGUGUGCCUGGCCCUCCUCUGGAUCCUCAAGUCCACCGUGGCUGCUAUCAUAUUCCCUGUCAUGAUCCUGGCACUUGUAGCAGUCAGAAAAGCCAUGGACUACCUCUUCUCCCAGCAUGACUUAAGCUUCCUUGACGACGUCAUUCCAGAAAAGGACAAGAAAAAGAAAGAGGAUGAGAAGAAGAAGAAAAAGAAGAAGGGCAGUAUGGACAGUGACAAUGAUGAUUCUGACUGCCCCUACUCAGAAAAAGUCCCAAGUAUUAAAAUACCAAUGGACAUCAUGGAGCAGGAACCUUUCCUAAGUGAUAGCAAACCUGCUGACAGAGAAAAAUCACCAACAUUCCUUGAACGCCAUACGUCGUGCUGAUACAAUUCCUUUCCUUCAGUCACACACCAUGCCAAGCCCUCCACGAACUCCAGUAAAAGUUGUGCCUCAAAUUAGAAUAGAACUUGAGCCUGAAGACAAUGGUUAUUUCUGGAGGAGCAAGGGAACAGAAACUACUUUGUAAUUUGUCUGUCUGUUAAAUCUUUUAUGGAAUUUAUUUUGUCACUAGCCAAAUAUUAAAACGCUCUCUGCUCCCCACCUGCAUAGGUAAAUGAGACAUCCCGCGCUGCCCCUCCGCCCU